GAAUACUAUAUGAACACUGUAACCAUGCAUGCUGCGGAAUGAAAUCUGAUAAUACACAGGAAACUUACAUUCUUUUCUGUGUACAGAGGUAAUGGAGUGUGUCAGGCCAGUAAAUAUCUUGCUGUAAGGUAGAUUAGUGGUGUACAGUGUUCGUCAGGAGCUGAAGGCAACACUUCUGUCUUAGUAUUACUACUGCUAAGUGGAGAAUUCAGUUUUGUAUAAUAGAUUUAGUGAAGGAGAAAGUGGAGGAUUACUUUACAGCUGAAGCAUAUCAGCCUAACAAGUUUUGAUGCAAAAUUAUCAGAAUUCUUAACAGACAAUGCAUCAUGUACAGAUUUAAAACGAUGAGCCAAGGAACGGAAACUUAAAAAUAUUCCACUAUUUCCAAAAGUUUUGAAAAAAGUGUUCUACCAUUUGGAGUUAAGAAGUUAUAAAACUAACGAGGCUGUGGAGAUAUGUGAACAGAUGUGUUGCUCUGUAGCAAUGAUAGUCGGAGGAAUGUAAAACCACAGGGUUGACAUAGCAACUUUGUUCACAGGGAUUUGUUUUAUCACCCCUUCCAGGCUAUAUACACUUGGAUUAAAGAGCAACACAGUAUGGAUAGUCGACCUGAUAACUUCCAGGGAUUCGAGGUGGAUCACCUGGCCACAUAUACCUCCAGUUCAGGUGCUAUGACUGUGGAGGAUGGUCUAAGGAAGCUGAAACACAUGGAAAGCACAACCGGUAUCUGGACAAUGAGAUGCCUGAUGGUUGUGGAGGCCAGAGACAUUGUCAUCAUAGACAAAGGCAAUGGGGAAGAACAGGAGAGGUUCCCACUAUCAUCUGUCUUGGAGCCGACUGCAGUGGUAGACGACAAGAACCACGAAGUCUACUCAAAUCUCAUCCUGUUCACAGUCAAGGAGGACCCGAGAAACAAAUACUCACCUUCAGACAUGCACAUCUUCCAAAGCACAGAAAAAAGGGCCCCACAUAUUGUAGAUGAAAUACUAGCAGCUAAGGAUGGUCGCCGACGUCCAAACCCUGGUGCAAAUGGCGUGCCACCAAGACCUCAGGGUCCAGCCCCUAACCCUCCCUAUGACCCUCCUCAGUCUCAACAAGUCGGCAACAACUAUCAGUCCUCUUCCAAGACUUGGGUUGACCAAGAUUUCCACAAUGCCACCCUACCCGAUUACGGUGGGAGUAGCACUGUGGCUAACUAUGCGAGUUCCAGUGUGAGUCAGAGGCCAGGCCUGGGCCAGUCGAUGAACCCACGUGCAUCCUUCUUGCCAAACAUGGACGACUCCGGACAGAAUGAGGUGCUGGAGCGAGAUGUGCAAUUACUGAAUUGCUGUUUUGAUGACAUUGAGAGAUUCGUCUCAAGACUCCAAGCAGCAGCUGAGUCGUACAAAGAACUGGAAAGACGCAAGAGAGAACGUAAUGCCAGAAGACACAAAACACGUGGAGGAGAGGGAUUACUGAAUAUGAAAGCCAGACCCCCUCCAGCGGAGGACUUUGUUGACAUUUUCCAGAAAUUCAAAUAUGCUUUCAAUCUGUUGGCCAAAUUGAAGGCACAUAUCCACGACCCUAAUGCACCGGAGCUGGUCCACUUCUUGUUCACACCCCUCAGUCUGAUCUUUGAGGCAAGUCGUGACCCGAUACAUGGCGGGGCUGAUCUAGCAAAUCAUGCCCGCUUCCCUCUCCUCGCUCCAGAGUCGAAACAACUCCUUCUGAAUUGUCUGACCUCAAAAGAACUGGAAUUAUGGCAGGCCCUUGGCCAUCACUGGACAACAAACAGGGAUGAGUUUAGCGGACCAGUAGAACAGUACAACCCCCGAUUCUUCAACGGCUGGACACCUGCCCCACAGGUAACCUCGGACCACAAUCGGAUGAUGAUGGAGGCUGCGGUCAACAAUAUGGGACAUCAGAUUGAACGGAGGAACAGGGCUUACCAGGCACCUGAGGUUGAUGAUUUAAUGAUGCCAUACCCCCGGCCAGAUGGGCGGAGUUUCCGACCGGUGGAGCGACCGGACGAGAGCGAGGAUAUGUAUGCAAGGUCAACAAAGCCAUCAACACAGCCUCCCCCAGGGGCCAUCCCCAACACUAACGUAGCACAGUACCAGGAAUAUGUAGAGAAACACAUUGAUAGAAAUAAAGGAAUUCAUCAAUCAUCGCGACCCAGUCCGACCCCAGCUAAACCAAAGAACAGACAAGAGGAAAAUCUACAGUUCACUAAGGAUCUUCAGAGUCAAAACAAAAUAAUGUACGAAAUUGUACAUGAGCGAGAAGGCCGAAACGAGAAGGAAAUAACCGUGCAGAAAGGAGACAUUGUAGAGGUAAUAGACAGCAGUCGUAAUUGGUGGAAGGUUAGAAAUUACCUCGGUGAUCAGGGAUAUGCCCCCUACACAAUAAUGAAGGAAUAUACCCCCCCCUCAAACUUCGGAGCCGACCGGAAUGACUUCAAUAACAGACACAGCGGAGACUACAAUAGUUCUAUCGCACCACGCCACAACAUUCCCGCACCUCCACCCAUGCCCCCAGACGUCCGUAUGGGAGCUCGUAGAGACAGCGAUAAGCGUGUCGAGAGUUCUAGACAAGGUAGCCACAGGAGGAAUGACAGUAGCGACGAAAAGACCAACGACAGGAGAGACGGACGACAAGACCGAGCGCGGGAAAAAAACGACCUGUCGUUUGGAAGUCAUAAUGAUAGUAACUACAGUAGCAGUAACGAGGACAGCUUCGAUCGUGACGUCACUUGGGAUAGGAACGGAGACAGGUACGACGACAGGCGAGAUGGACGACCUCACGAGGACAGGCGAGAUCGACGAGAUGAUAGACGAGACGAGAGGAGACAAGAAAGACCUCCAAAUCCGGUCCCGCCUCCACCUCCAACAACUAGACCGCCAGCGAUUAAAAAGAAAAAGCAACCUUCUGUUAAGCCAAAACCAGCUCCGAAGAGCGACCUGCACGAUGAACUGAAGAAAAGAGUGAGUUCGCAAGUCCUGGAGCUGCCAAAGGGAACGAUAUACAUAUCUAAAUACUCGGAACCAGACGAGGUUAAAGACUGGCUACUCACCAAGGGCUUCGGCAGGCACUGUAUAAAAACAUUUGACGGGUACAAUGGUGAGGAGCUGUUCACCUUACAUAGAAAGGAGAUGAACCGGUUACUAGAAAAAGACGAGGCACACAAACUUGAAAGCAUGCUGUUGGUUCAAAAGAAAAUCAGCAACUAUGGCACGAGAGGUGGUUCGGAACUAAGGAAGAUCCUCGAAGAUCGGAAGAAGAAGGCAGAGACGUCGUCGUCUGCACACAUAGGCAGUCCUCCGUCGUUUGCCCCCGAAUCCCCAGAUUACAGUGAUGAGGAUUCUGACAGUUCUGAUGAUUUAGCUAACGCUGGGAAGACAUUGAGAGCGAUGUUACAGCAACGCAGGAGAAAGAUUCACACCACCACAUACCAACAGGACGGACACGAUUAAUGUGUUGUGAUUAAGUACACAUGUGUCGUUAUUUGAUACAUAUGUGUUUAUGAUUCAGUACGCAUGUGUUAAUGUGAUUCAGUAUUUCAAAGAGAUGUGCACUUGACAUUUUAUUAAAAUAAUCAUUAAAAUAAUUUUAAGUAACGCCUGUUAAAGUAAUAAUCAUAUGCCAAUUAAUGCACUAAAUUUACUGCAAGUUAUGAACUAAUAUUCGAUAACAAAUAUAGGUUAUAUGGUAUUUGAUAACAAAUAUAGGUUAUACGGUUUGUGUAAAAUGAAAACUAAACUAUUUGAACUAAUCUUGUGAACGUCAUUUAGUAGCAUAUAAAUGCACAGAUACUACUGGUUUGAUGUGCACGUCCUCUUUUGAAACAUUUGACAAUACCAUAAGUCAAUCCGAAUCAAAUCAGCCGCCAGCAAUCCGAUUGUAAGUAUUUUUGAGGACAUAUUGACCAUUUUCUUUAAGAAAGUGUUCUAGUAACCCUACUGCCUUACAACCGAAGCACUUGCUGGGAACGAGGGUUGUUGUCUUAAUUGUGAGAACAAGGAUGGCUUGACUAUAAGUGGCUAGAUUUCUACUGUAGAUGAAGGAGGGUAGAUUAUCUACUGUAGAUGAAGGAGGGUAGAGUAUCUACUGGUGAUGAAGGAGGGUAGAUUAUCUAUUGGUGAUAAAGGAGGGUAGAUUAUCUACUGUUGAUGAAGGAGGGUAGAUUAUCUACUGUUGAUGAAGGAGGGUAGAUUAUCUACUGGUGAUGAAGGAGGGUAGAUUAUCUAUUGGUGAUGAAGGAGGGUAGAGUAUCUACUGGUGAUGAAGGAGGUUAGAUUAUCUAUUGGUGAUGAAGGAGGGUAGAUUAUCUAUUGAUGAUGAAGGAGGGUAGAUUAUCUACUGGUGAUGAAGGAGGGUAGAUUAGCUAUUGGUGAUGAAGGAGGGUAGAGUAUCUACUGGUGAUGAAGGAGGUUAGAUUAUCUAUUGGUGAUGAAGGAGGGUAGAUUAUCUACUUGUAAUGAAAGAGGGUAGAGUAUCUACUGGUAAUGAAGGAGGGUAGAGUAUCUAUUGGUGAUAAAGGAGGGUAGAUUAUCUACUGGUGAUGAAGGAGGGUAGAUUAUCUACUGUUGAUGAAGGAGGGUAGAUUAUCUACUGUUGAUGAAGGAGGGUAGAUUAUCUACUGGUGAUGAAGGAGGGUAGAUUAUCUACUGGUGAUGAAGGAGGGUAGAUUAUCUAUUGGUGAUGAAGGAGGGUAGAUUAUAUACUGGUGAUGAAGGAGGGUAGAGUAUCUACUGUUGAUGAAGGAGGGUAGAUUAUCUACUGUUGAUGAAGGAGGGUAGAUUAUCUACUGGUGAUGAAGGAGGGUAGAUUAUCUACUGGUGAUGAAGGAGGGUAGAUUAUCUAUUGGUGAUAAAGGAGGGUAGAUUAUCUAUUGGUGAUAAAGGAGGGUAGAUUAUCUAUUGGUGAUGAAGGAGGGUAGAUUAUCUACUGGUGAUGAAGAAGGGUAGAGUAUCUACUGGUAUUUAAGGAGGGUAGAUUAUCUACUGGUAAUUAAGGAGGGUAGAUUAUCUACUUGGAAAGGAGGUGGCUGAAAUAUCUACUUGGAAAGAAGGUGACUGGCUUGUCCAGACUCCAUUGUACAUAUAGAUUCCACUGUUAUAUAUAUAUAUAUAUAUCACAAUUAUUUAUCCAUUCAAAUAAGGCUGACAAAGUUGUGUGAUGUUUCAUAAUAAUCUAUAACCUGUCUCAUUGCUAAUCCUGCUAAAAAUCUGUGUCAUUAAACGAUAUUGAUUUGUAUAUAACUUCCUGUGUGGUUUCGGUGUGAGAGUUAUGUCAGAUUGUAAAUGUAUACCUGUAAAUAUUACCUAUUGUUUGCAAUUUGUCGUAGUUAUUGGCAGCAUAUUCACAUUUAGUGCUGUGACAUCAUACAAAAUAUUUCAAUGCUUAAACUAUUGUUUUUAUCGGACUUGCAAAGUGAACAAUUAGCACCGUUUUCGGUUUCGAAAAGAAUACAUUUUGACUUUGUUAAAUUUAAGAUGGUUUACUUGUUAAAAAAUGGAAUUUUCCUAAUCUGAUUAUUUCCUUUGUUAUCAAUUACACAAACAUCAGGUUAUAAGUUUGUGAUUAUGAAAGGCUCCAAAGCAAUCAAGGUACUAUAAAUUAUGUAGAUCUACUUUCAUAUGUUAUGAAUACAAAAGUAAACUCGCGAUGUAAAACAUCAUAAGUUCACAUAGUUGUAGACGCCAAUUAAUGGUAAGCCUUAUAGCUUCCUAGGGCGCAUUUUGAUAUAGUUAAAAACUUUGAUUGUAUUUACACUUCCGGUGCGCUUGAAUCCUAGGUAUAAUCAGGUGUGAAGAUUGCACUGAGCCUCGAAUUGGAACUGACCUUUGCUUCAAUUGUUGUCAAAAGAAUUAUGUGUGAUGUUUUUCAUAUACGGCAAUAUAUACAUAUCAGAAAAACAUUCAAAGUCCUUGUGAUGAUUAAAUAUAAUAAACAAAUACAAAAGAGUUUCAUAGACCUCCCUAGCGCUCUCACCUGUUACCCGGGUGAACCCCCAAAGAGGUGAAAGUGCUAGGGAGGUACUAAGAAACUCUUUGUAUUUUUAUGGGACAUAAAUACCAUAUAUAGAUAUAUAGGGUUGACAGGUUUCUUCUUUAGUUAUGUUGUCGAUUGUAUGUAUUGUAUUGUAUAUAUAAGUUUACACGAGUGUAAUAGAUUGUAUUGUAUUGUAUAUAUAAGUUUACACGAGUGUAAUAGAUUGUGUGUGUUACACGUGCUUUGAUGUACUUAAGGUAGUUGAAACGUCGUUAAGUUACUGUUACUUAAGUUUGUAUCUAACACUGUGGCUUUGUACCAUAAGUUGAAAUACGUAACAAAUGUUUUCACUUGUCUGAUCAUUUAGACUCAGCGUUAUUACUAUUGGUUUAUAGGUCAUCAAAAACGUCAGGAUCAAUGGUUGUGAACUGUUUUGACAAUCAAAUCUGUUUAUUUAUUUACAAUUUUUUCUGGUAAAAUCAUUAGAGAACUUGUUUAUCGUUGGUAUUUUGUGGUUUUAUUAUGUAGACGGAUGCAUUGUUGUUUAUAACUAGUGUUGUUAUCCCUGGCUGGCCAGAACGUUAACGAUCAAACUUGAUUAGAAACGCCAAAUGUUAUGGUAUACUGUAGAUACUUCAUGUGCUGUAAAUCCCGCCAUUGUAACAUUUUCCGCCAAACCAAUUAAAAAGACAUUGAUGAUGUUGAGUAAUAAAUGAAACUUUGGAAAUCAAAUUGCAUAGAACUUCCCACAAAAUACUCCCCAGAACACUUCAUCGUCAGUUCGAAUAUAACAUAUGCACAUUAGCCAAGCUUUAAUGUAAUCAAUUUCUACUUUGGAAGACGACAUAAGGAAAGCGAAAACCAUUAUCGGUUUAUAUUUCUAUGUUAAAAUUGCCACUAUAACGCAACUAAUAAACACAUUAUUUUUUGACAGGUUUUAGUUUUGGUUUAAUGUUACCAUUCCGUGGAGGUGUCAUGUUUGUAAAGUUUCAUUAUUCAUAUGAUUUUUUCUGAACUGUCCAGUCUAGUGAGGAUUGUCAUUUUUUCUGAACUGUCCAGUCUAGUGAGGAUUGUCAUUUUUUCUGAACUGUCCAGUCUAGUGAGGAUUGUCAUUUUUUCUGAACUGUCCAGUCUAGUGAGGAUUGUCAUUUUUUCUGAACUGUCCAGUCUAGUGAGGAUUGUCAUUUUUUCUGAACUGUCCAGUCUAGUGAGGAUUGUCAUUUUUUCUGAACUGUCCAGUCUAGUGAGGAUUGUCAUUUUUUCUGAACUGUCCAGUCUAGUGAGGAUUGUCAUUUUUUCUGAACUGUCCAGUCUAGUGAGGAUUGUCAUUUUUUCUGAACUGUCCAGUCUAGUGAGGAUUAUCAUUUUUUCUUAAGUGUCCAGUCUACUGAGGAUUUUCUGUCGCUCCAGUAGCACACAUUUCACCUCCAGUAUUUGUCUUUCCUUUCGGUUUUGUAUCUUCUCAGUUCCUGUUGUUGUUUUUACUUUUGUAUGAUGUCCUGUUGUUGUCAUUCCUUUUGUUUUUGUCUCCGCUCAAUUCCUAUAGUUGUCUUUUCUCAUGUCCUGUUGUUGACUUUUGUGUGCUGGUUUCCCCUCAGUUCCUGUUGUUGACUUUUGUGCUGGUUUCCCCUCAGUUCCUGUUGUUGACUUUUGUGCUGGUUUCCCCUCGGUACCUGUUGUUGACUUUUGUGCUGGUUUCCCCUCAGUUCCUGUUGUUGACUUUUGUGCUGGUUUCCCCUCAGUUCCUGUUGUUGACUUUUGUGCUGGUUUCCCCUUCAGUUUCUAUUGGUGUCUGUCCUUUUGUUUAGGUAUCUCUCCAGUUCCCUUUUUUCGUAUUUCCUGAUUUUUUCAUAUCAAUUUUUGAGAUAAGAUUAUGUCCCUGUGAUUUGUCAUACAUCUUUUAUUUCUUAUAUAUAAAACCCCAGUGCACUUAUCAUUAUACAAAAGUUGUUUUCAUAAUGUCUUUUAAAAUCCCUGUACAAUAUACAUUUUUGAAGGUUUUUAAAAAAAAAUAUUUUUCAAAAUAUGAAAUGUGUCGUUGACAAUGUAAAUGAGUUCUCUGCCUUCCAAUGUGUAAUUUAUAUAUCAGGUGCAAUCACGAAAACCCCGGCACUUAAUCAUCAAGUACAUUGUACAUUAUUUUUGCUGAAGUAAUCAUUCUUGCCAAAUUAAGUUGAAUUCUAUCAAUUUAUAAUACUAUUUUAUCAUCAACUACAUUAUUUUUGCUGAAGUAAUCAUUCUUGCCAAAUUAAGUUGAAUUCUAUCAAUUUAUAAUACUAUUUUAUCAUCAACUACAUUAUUUUUGCUGAAGUAAUCAUUCUUGCCAAAUUAAGUUGAAUUCUAUCAAUUUAUAAUACUAUUUUAUCAUCAACUACAUUAUUUUUGCUGAAGUAAUCAUUCUUGCCAAAUUAAGUUGAAUUCUAUCAAUUUAUAAUACUAUUUUAUCAUCAACUACAUUAUUUUUGCUGAAGUAAUCAUUCUUGCCAAAUUAAGUUGAAUUCUAUCAAUUUAUAAUACUAUUUUAUCAUCAACUACAUUAUUUUUGCUGAAGUAAUCAUUCUUGCCAAAUUAAGUUGAAUUCUAUCAAUUUAUAAUACUAUUUUAUCAUCAGGUAUAUUAUUUUUCGAAAAAGUAAUCAUUCUUGCCAAAUUAAGUUGAGUCCUAUCAAUCUAUAAUGCUAUUUAAUCAUCAGGUAUAUUAAUUUUUGCUAAAAUAUUUGUUCUUGCCAAAAUAAGUUGAAUACUAUCAUUUCAAGUUUUCCCGUUUCAUCUCCAAACUCGACGCAAAUGUUAACAUAGCUUAUGCAAAUUAUCACCAUGGUGAUUUCUCUAUAUCUUUAUGACAUAUUCAAAGGGUGCAGGGAAUAUAUGUGUAACGAGAGCUGAGCCUUUGGAUAUUCCAAGAUGAAGCAUCUACAGAUUUAAUGCAAAUCUUGCUGAUUUUUCUUAAGAUUUAGUAAUUAGUAGUUAACCUGUCAUAAUGCCCAUAUAUUUACUAUGAUGAACAGCUCCGGCCAUCAAUCUUAUAUGUAUAUGUAUAAACAUUAUAAUAGCAAUACAAUUUUAUCGAUGCUGUUAUUCAGAUUAAAGAAUUUUCAACUGUA
This is a messenger RNA of Mizuhopecten yessoensis (Yesso scallop), 9076 nucleotides long. RefSeq names its product epidermal growth factor receptor kinase substrate 8-like. The coding region runs from base 597 to 3452 and encodes 951 amino acids. The transcript is spliced from 22 exons. Gene Ontology annotation, molecular function: actin binding. The record is from RefSeq and is a predicted model, not a curated record. Gene Ontology annotation, cellular component: plasma membrane. Gene Ontology annotation, biological process: regulation of Rho protein signal transduction; Rho protein signal transduction. Lineage: Eukaryota; Metazoa; Mollusca; Bivalvia; Pectinida; Pectinidae.